UUCUCGUCAGUGGGCUCUCUCUGAAUCUCUGGAGUUUACGCGUGAGACAGGGUAAAGCUGUAGUCGCCGAAAUGACUCGGCUGAAGCGUUCGAGGGACGAGACCGACAACGAUCAUUUCGGCAUGGGAUCAACCGUCUCACUGCUGAAUGGACAGUCUGGAUCAACGACGAACAACAACACGCAGCACGUCGACAGUCCGGCCUCUACCAACGGCAAUGGAGACGCCGAUGGCUGGCAGCAAGUUGAAGGCCGCAAAGCGAAGCGCCGCAAGAAGCAGUCACAGAAGCAAUCCGACAAUUACCCUUCAAUCACGCACUCCUCACAUGCCCGUCUUCAAGCGUCUGUGAAGAUUAGUGACCUUCAAAAUCUAGCUUUGUAUCUCCUCGCAGAUGGUAACGCGCCGCAGUGGAUCUCUGUAAGACAUCAUGGCGCCGUACGAAAGGUCGUGGUGCUUAUGGUGCCAGGACUCGAGGCUGGCAUGUUUGACAACCAAAUACCCCUCUUGUCAACUGAAGAAGAAACCGCAGAUGGCGCCAAGGAAACGACUGGUGACGGACAUUCUGCAACCGGAGACUCUUCCAUAAACUCUCAGCCAGUACCUCGGAAGCUCAAUAUCUCGCCAGACGAUUUUUAUCCUGUCAGGCUUGUACGUGAUCGCUUGCCAGAGCCUUUACAGCCUCUGAGCGACGUCUUCGAGCACAUCUGGCCUAUCCGCACUCCCGGCGACGACAAGUAUGCACGAAUGCAUUCGCCACUUGCCGCAAUGCUCACUGCACCCAUCGUUAAGACCAGGGAGGAGAAGAAGGCCAAAGGGCCGCAACCUCCGCCAGAGGGCAAGGCUUGGAGGAACCAAAGAACUCCUGUGACUGAGUUACUGGCUACGACCGACGAGCUGUGUGAAGGUGGCUACGUACUUCACCCUGCCCACUAUGAGGGGACGCCACUCGCACAGGCAGAGAUUGCCCGACGGGAAGCGAACAAGUCCACAGCCUCGGACCGUUGGGUUGACGUACCAGGCAUACCGUCUCUGGAGUCUGGCGAUCCGCCAGAGGAAGCCAUUCAGAAAGGCUCUGUCACCGCUGGCCGCAAAGUCUUCGCUAUGGAUUGUGAGAUGUGCAUCACCUCGCCAUCGGGUGUGACACCGCAGGUCUUUAGUCUCACUCGCGUCUCGAUAGUUGACUGGGAUGGCAACACAGUACUUGAUGAACUCGUCAAACCGUCCGAACCUAUUACAGACUACCUUACCCCGUACUCUGGCAUCACCGCUGCACUUCUCGAAAAUGUUACAACCACACUUUCUGACAUACAGCGAAAGCUCUGCUCCAUCUUCACGCCGCAAAGUGUACUUGUCGGCCACAGUCUGAACAGCGAUAUGAACGCCUUGCGGAUGACGCACCCGUUUAUCGUUGACACGACCUUCCUGUUCCCUCACCCUCGUGGUCCGCCUUUGAAGUCUAGCCUCAAGUGGCUGGCGCAAAAGUAUCUCUCGCGUGAGAUACAAAAGGGUCAUGGCAAGACAGGCCACGACAGUAUUGAAGACGCCAAAGCUUGCUUAGACCUGGUGAAGCAGAAAUGCGAAAAGGGUAAGGCGUGGGGCACACCUGAAGCGUCUGGUGAGAGCAUCUUCAAGCGGCUCGCACGCACUAAUAGGCCGAAGAGGGACAAGGUGCAUCCCAGCGGCGAAGAUGAGCCGCGUAUGGGUGCGGUGGUCGAUUGGGGCGACCCAGCAAGAGGCUACGGUGGUCAAGCUAAGGUGACCAUUGGUUGCGAAAGCGACGCCGAAGUUGUUGCCGGCGUCGAGCGCGCAACCAAGGGCGAUGAUACGAAUGCUGUUGUUCCCUUAGGCGGCUGCGACUUUACGUGGGCUCGCCUGCGUGAGCUAGAGGCCUUCCGCGGAUGGUGGGAUAAAAGCAAGCUCGUCGACUCCGACGCUCUUCGGUCAUCCACGCAAGCUGCAUCUGUAGAGGAGACGCUGGCCUCCGUCGUCAAGCAGACAGCAGAGAAUGUGCAGGCAAUCUACGACUCUCUGCCGCCUUGCACGGCAUUCAUCGUUUAUUCCGGCUCCGGCUCCCCAAUCGAGCUAAGAGAGCUCACGUGGAAGCUCGGGCAGGCGGCAUAGUCCUGCAGGUACUGGGGAUGCUGAACUCUUUGACGCCGCGGUCCC
Messenger RNA from Baudoinia panamericana UAMH 10762, 2165 nucleotides. RefSeq lists its product as uncharacterized. Gene Ontology annotation, molecular function: nucleic acid binding; exonuclease activity. Bases 72 to 2120 code for a protein of 682 amino acids. The record is from RefSeq and is a predicted model, not a curated record. The transcript has 2 exons. Lineage: Eukaryota; Fungi; Ascomycota; Dothideomycetes; Mycosphaerellales; Teratosphaeriaceae. Gene Ontology annotation, cellular component: nucleus.